Messenger RNA from Labeo rohita (rohu), 1067 nucleotides. It is a transcript of the gene pvalb6, whose product is annotated as parvalbumin 6. The record is from RefSeq and is a predicted model, not a curated record. Gene Ontology annotation, cellular component: nucleus; cytoplasm. The transcript has 5 exons. NCBI's taxonomy places the organism in Eukaryota, Metazoa, Chordata, Actinopteri, Cypriniformes, Cyprinidae. Gene Ontology annotation, molecular function: calcium ion binding. Bases 253 to 582 code for a protein of 109 amino acids.
GUCCGUUUAUCUUCUUCUCACACUCUCUCUCUCCCCUUCAUCUCACCUCCAACUACUCAGUGCUGUCUCUGUCCUGCUGUCUCUCUCUUUUUCCCUCUCUGUCUAUCUCUCUUUCCCUCUCUCUCUCUUUUUGGUGUGCUCCAGCUCUAGUUCGGUUUGCUGUCUGUCUGUGCGUUGCCGGUCGCGUUCCUCUGCAGACCUGAACCUCCAGCUUAACCUGGGACUCCAGCUCACUCUACAGCGGUUGUAGAAAUGGCGAUGAACAGCAUCCUCAACCCUGAUGACAUCAAGAAAGCCCUGGACGCAUUUAGAGCCGUGGACUCAUUUGACCACAAGAGGUUUUUUGAGAUGGUCGGACUGAAGGCGAAGCCGGCUGAUGAUGUGAAGAAGGCUUUCCACGUCCUGGAUGCAGACAAUAGCGGCUUUAUAGAGGAAGAGGAACUUAGGUUUGUUUUGAAGCAUUUCGGUAAAGAUGGGAGAGACCUGACUGAUAAGGAGACCAAAGCAUUCCUGCAGGCUGCGGACAAAGAUGGAGAUGGAAAGAUAGGAGCAGAAGAGUUUGCUGCUCUGGUUCGUGAAUAAGUGACUGAGACUCUUGGCCUGUUCAUACCUCAUGACCCUUUGACCUCAGCCUAACGCCCCUGAAGCACAGACACACACACACUCACACACUCACUUACACACCCUGACACGCUUGCACGCCCCCCCUUCUGAACACCUCCCUACACACAAUCACACACACUGACCUUCAUGCUAUUUAUUUUCCUUUUUAUACAAAAGUGAGUGUUUCUGCUAGUGUAUAGAUCAAGAGACCUUUAACAGGACAAAACCUCAUGCUGGCAAUAUGUAGAUAUAAUAGAAAAGAAAACAAAGCACUCUCCGUCGUCCACUACUCUUUGUCUGUCUUUAUCUUCCUUGAAUGUCUCCCAUUGAUCUUUCGCUCCUCUCCUCCCUUCCAAAUCCAAACUCUCUCCAUCCCUCCAGUAACAAGCCGUUGUGAAACACACCAAAAGAAGAAAGAGGUCAAGUUGUGAAAGAAAACAAAAUAAAGAGAUAAUGCCUCAAGA